This is a messenger RNA of Sturnus vulgaris (Common starling), 2583 nucleotides long. It is a transcript of the gene HCN1, whose product is annotated as hyperpolarization activated cyclic nucleotide gated potassium channel 1. Gene Ontology annotation, biological process: regulation of membrane depolarization; sodium ion transmembrane transport; potassium ion transmembrane transport. Gene Ontology annotation, cellular component: membrane; dendrite; HCN channel complex. NCBI's taxonomy places the organism in Eukaryota, Metazoa, Chordata, Aves, Passeriformes, Sturnidae. Gene Ontology annotation, molecular function: voltage-gated potassium channel activity. The record is from RefSeq and is a predicted model, not a curated record.
AUGGAGGCUGGGAAGCGCAGCUCCUCCGCCGGCAGCCGGGACGAUGGCAGCGCUAACUCGUUCCCAGCCAAGCCGGCGGCUUCGGCGGAGAAAGCCCAGAGCAGCCCCGGCAGCGGCGGCGUGAAGGAGCAUGGCAACUCGGUGUGCUUCAAAGUGGACGGCGGCGGGGGCGAGGAGCCCGUGGUGGGCUUCGAGGAUGCCGAGGGACCCCGUCGGCAGUACGGCUUCAUGCAGCGGCAGUUCACCUCCAUGCUGCAGCCGGGGGUCAACAAAUUCUCCCUCCGCAUGUUCGGCAGCCAGAAGGCGGUGGAGAAGGAGCAGGAAAGGGUUAAAACUGCGGGGUUCUGGAUCAUCCACCCCUACAGCGACUUCAGGUUUUACUGGGACUUAAUCAUGCUCAUAAUGAUGGUUGGAAACCUUGUCAUUAUACCAGUCGGAAUCACAUUCUUCACAGAGCAAACAACAACACCAUGGAUUAUUUUCAAUGUGGCAUCAGACACUGUUUUUCUAUUGGACUUGAUCAUGAAUUUUAGAACUGGGACUGUAAAUGAAGACAGCUCUGAGAUAAUACUGGACCCUAAAAUCAUUAAGAUGAAUUACUUAAAAAGCUGGUUUGUGGUUGACUUCAUCUCAUCAAUACCAGUGGAUUAUAUCUUUCUCAUUGUAGAAAAAGGAAUGGAUUCAGAGGUUUACAAGACAGCAAGAGCACUUCGUAUUGUGAGAUUUACAAAAAUCCUCAGCCUGUUACGUUUAUUGCGCCUUUCAAGACUGAUCAGAUACAUACACCAGUGGGAAGAGAUUUUCCACAUGACGUAUGAUCUGGCCAGUGCAGUGGUGAGAAUCUUUAAUCUGAUUGGAAUGAUGCUCCUGCUGUGCCACUGGGAUGGUUGUCUACAGUUUUUAGUACCAUUACUCCAGGAUUUCCCACCAGAUUGCUGGGUGUCCCUAAACGGUAUGGUUAACGAUUCCUGGGGAAAGCAGUACUCCUAUGCACUCUUCAAAGCCAUGAGCCACAUGCUCUGCAUCGGGUACGGAGCCCGCGCCCCCGUCAGCAUGUCCGACCUCUGGAUCACCAUGCUGAGCAUGAUCGUGGGGGCCACUUGCUAUGCCAUGUUUGUUGGCCACGCCACUGCCCUCAUUCAGUCCCUGGAUUCGUCACGACGACAGUACCAGGAGAAGUACAAACAAGUGGAACAGUACAUGUCAUUCCACAAAUUACCUGCAGAAAUGCGCCAGAAGAUACAUGAUUACUAUGAGCAUCGCUACCAAGGCAAGAUCUUUGAUGAAGAAAAUAUUUUGAAUGAGCUCAAUGAUCCUCUCAGAGAGGAGAUUGUCAACUUCAACUGUCGGAAGCUGGUGGCUACAAUGCCUCUUUUUGCUAAUGCAGACCCAAAUUUUGUGACUGCCAUGCUAAGCAAACUGAGAUUUGAGGUGUUCCAACCUGGAGAUUAUAUUAUCCGAGAAGGGGCUGUGGGUAAGAAGAUGUAUUUCAUUCAACAUGGUGUUGCUGGUGUUAUCACCAAGUCCAACAAGGAGCUGAAGCUGACAGAUGGCUCUUACUUUGGAGAGAUCUGCCUUUUGACCAAGGGCCGUCGAACUGCCAGCGUACGAGCAGACACGUACUGCCGCCUGUACUCGCUCUCAGUGGACAACUUCAACGAGGUGCUGGAAGAGUACCCCAUGAUGAGAAGGGCCUUCGAAACGGUGGCAAUUGAUAGACUUGACAGGAUAGGGAAGAAGAACUCGAUCCUGCUGCAGAAGUUCCAGAAGGACCUCAACACCGGCGUUUUCAACAACCAGGAGAAUGAGAUCUUGAAGCAGAUCGUGAAGCACGACAGGGAGAUGGUGCAGACCAUCGCCCCGGUGAGCCUGCAGCAGAUGCCAGCCCUCAACUCCAGCACCUCGGCCUCGUCGCGCGGCAGGACGCAGUCCCCGCCCGUGUACAGCACCAGCAGCCUCUCGCACACCAACCUGCACUCGCCCUCGCCCAGCACGCAGCCGCCACAGCAGGCCGUCAUCCUGUCGCCCUGCUCCUACACCACGGCCGUCUGCAGCCCGCCGGUACAGAGCCCGCUGGCCGGCCGAACUUUCCAGUACGCCUCGCCGACCGCCUCGCAGCUCUCCCUCAUGCAGCAGCAGCAGCAGCAGCAGCAGCAGCAGCAGCAGCAGCAGCAGCAGCAGCAGGCGCACGCAGCGCAGCAGCCGCCGGGAGCCGCGCAGAAGAACGAGGUGCACAAGAGCACCCAGGCCCUCCACAACACCAACCUGACGCGGGAGGUGCGGCCGCUGUCCGCCUCGCAGCCCUCCCUGCCCCACGAGAUCUCCACCCUGAUCGCCAGGCCUCACCCCACCGUGGGGGAGUCGCUGGCCUCCCUCCCGCAGCCCGCCCCGGGCCCCGGCGUGCCCCCGGCCGGGCGGGCCAGCGUGCCGCAGCGGGUCUCGCUGUUCCGGCAGAUGUCCUCGGGAGCCAUCCCCCCGAACCGCGCGGCCGCGCCGCCCGCCGCCCCGCUGCAAAGGGAUUCUUCCACAGUCUUAAGCACAGAGCCCGAGGGAGACAAACCGCGGUUCGCCUCAAACUUAUGA